Molecule: messenger RNA, 3293 nt
Organism: Numida meleagris (helmeted guineafowl)
Lineage: Eukaryota; Metazoa; Chordata; Aves; Galliformes; Numididae
Gene: ARK2C
Product: ring finger protein 165
Exons: 8
Coding region: 1321-2178 (285 amino acids)
Biological process (GO): motor neuron axon guidance; positive regulation of BMP signaling pathway
Molecular function (GO): ubiquitin protein ligase activity; zinc ion binding
Source: RefSeq, a predicted model, not a curated record
AGCUCAGGCUGCCCAGGCUCCAUCCAUGGCCUUGGGCACCUCCAGGGAUGGGGCAUCCACAGGUCUCUGGCAACAUGUUCCAGCAACUCACCACCCUCAUCGUAAAGAAUUUCUUUCUGACAUCUAACUUAAAUCUCCCCUCUUUUAGUAUAAAACAAUUACCCUUUGUCCUAUGCUAUCAGGCAGUGUAAAACGUCAUUCUCCAUCCUGUUUAUAACCUCCCCUCAAUACUGGAUGGUCACAGUGAGGUCUCCCUAGAGCCUUCUCCAAGCUGAACCAUCUCCCUCAACCUUUCUUCAAAAGAGAGGUUCUCAAGCCCUUUGAGCAUCUUUGUGGCCCUCCUCUGGAGCUGCUCCAACAGCUCCGCAUCCUUCUUGUGCUGGGGCCCUCAGGCCUGGAUGCAGUGCUCCAGAUGGGGCCUCAUGAGGGCAGAGCAGAGGGAGAUAAUCCCCUCCCUGCCACUGCCACCCCUUGGUUGAUGCAGCCCAGGAUGCUGUUGGCCUUCCUGGCUGCAAAUGCACACUCAUAUUGAGCUUUUAUCUACCAGGACCCCAGAGUCUUUCCAUCAGGGCUGCUCUCAGUGAGUUCUUCUCCCAGUCUGUACACACACUGGUGAUUACUCCAACCCAACACCCUGCACUUGGCCUUGUUGAACCUCAUUACAUUCACACAGGACUACUUUUCGAGCCUGUCCACGUCCCUUUGAUGACAUCCCUUCCUUCUGUUCUAUCAGCUGCACCAUUCAGCUUGGUGUCAACUGCAAACUGCUAAGGGUGCACUCAGUCCCACUUCCUGUGUUGCUGAUAAAGAUGUUGAAGUGCACUGGUCCCAGACACCGCUUGUAGGCCGUUGUGGGACACUGCUUGUCACCACCUCCACCUGGGCACAGAGCACUGACCGCAACAAUCCGGCUGCGACCUUCCGACCAAUUCUUUAUCCAUAGAACAGUCCACUUUUCAAACCCAUACCUCUCCAAUUUAGAGAUAAGAAUGGGAUGUGGGGCCAUGUCAAAGGCCUUGCACAAGUCCAGGUAGAUGACAUCAGCUGCCCUUCCUUUGUCUACUGAUGUGGUCACUCCAUCAUAGAAGGCCACCGGAUGGGUCAGGCAAGACCUGCCCUUUGUGAAGCCAUUCUGGCAGCCUCAGAUCACCUCGUCAUCUUGCAUGUGCCUUAACACAGCUCCCAGGUGCUCCAUUUCAAAGGUCUCAGCAUCCCCAUGCUACCUCCUGCCGACAUUUCCACCUGGGUCCCCAGCCUCAGCUCUCCGCCGACUUCACCCUGCCUCACGCAGUGCAGCCCCAGCCGGGGCUGACCCCACACAUGGCCCCUGCACACCAGCAUAGCGGUCCCCUGCACCAGUCCCUGGCUCCAGUGCCAGCCCUCCCUUUCCAAGAUGUGGCCGGACCAUCCUUCCUACCUCAGGCGCUACACCAGCAAUACCUCCUCCAGCAGCAGCUCCUUGAGGCCCAGCACCGUCGACUCAUGCCCCAUCCCAGGCGGGCUCAGGAGCGCAUGUCCGUUCAGCCUCACCGUCUGCACCCCAGCUUUGAUUUCAGCCACCAACUGCAAACCCCACAGCCCAUGGCACCCCAGCCCAGGUACUUGGCCGAAGGCACAGACUGGGACCUCAGUGUUGAUGCAGGACUGACUCACACCCAGUUCCAGGUCCGGCCGGUCCCCCAGCCCUAUCAGCAUUACUUAGCUACACCUCGGGUGCAUCACUUCCCCAGGAGCACAUCCUCAACACAGAUGGUUGUUCAUGAAAUCAGAAAUUACCCUUAUCCUCAGCUCCAGUUACUUGCUCUUCAGGGACUGAACCCAAGCAGGCACACAUCAGCUGUGCGGGAGAGCUAUGAAGAGCUGCUGCAGCUGGAGGACAGGCUGGGCAGUGUGAGCCGGGGGGCUGUCCAGAACACCAUCGAGAGAUUCACCUUCCCCCACAAGUACAAGAAGAGAAGACCACAGGAGGGUAAAGCUGAGCAAGAGGAUGGAGAGGAGUCAGACACUGAUGAGAAAUGCACAAUCUGUCUGUCCAUGCUUGAAGAUGGAGAAGAUGUCAGGAGAUUGCCCUGCAUGCAUCUCUUCCACCAAGUGUGCGUGGACCAGUGGCUGGCCACCAGCAAGAAGUGCCCGAUCUGCAGGGUGGACAUUGAAACACAGCUCGGCUCGGACAGCUGAAAGAACUGGCUGGACACACCAUUUUCCUUAUCAGGUCGUACGGCCAUAAUCCCUUGCAGCAAAAUUUUUUGCCUUCUGAGCCAUUUGAUUGAGAGGAAAAGUCUGCAGGCACAUUAGAGAGGCAGAGGAGGAGGUGUCAGUACAAUAUCUAGCAGUAGGAGAUAUUGCACAUGAGCAGGAUACGGGCCCGGUGAAAGGGAGCUGGCAUUCCCGGAGCUCAGAGACCCCAUGCUACAGAAGAUUUAGUGUUGAACAUGAAGGAACUAGUUGUGGUAGUCUGGCCUGUCAAUCCUGCAUUUCAUGAGGAUUGUAUAUAUACCUCUCGAAUUCGUAGAAACAUGUUAUAGGGGUCCUUUAGCUAUUUCUAUGGAUGGCAGCUGGAGCAUGUUAGCUUAAGAAAUGUUGUGUUUGAUGCCCUACUCAUCUUGUGGUGGACAUGUUGCUGUUACCUAAUUUGCACCAAAUAUUUUUUCAUAGAUUCCUUAUGUUGGUGCCUGAUUAAUACAUUGCAAAAGGGGAAUGCAGAGGUCAAGCUUUCCCACCCGUGGGGGGAAGAGGCAAAAAAGCAAAAUCCUGUUUACAAUCAGAAGGGUUGUGCUCUUUGCCUCAGCCAUGCGUGUUUCCUUUCCUUGCGUUUACAGUGUUGCAAUUUUAGGGACGCUUACAAUAUAUUUAAAAAAAAAAAAGAGAGAAAGAAACGACAAACAAAUUGGAAAUGAAAUGGACAAAGCCAUAAGGAGAGGCUUUGUUCCUGCUGUUCUGCUGCUGCUGAAUGCUUUCUGUAGGGGCACAGUGUUGAGGUGGAUGCUUUCUUUGCUCUUUGUGUAGCUCAGCAUGCUGAAAUCCAUGGUAGGCUGUGGGCUAUCUCCAUGAUCUCUGUUCUUCAUAGUGAAUUAUCUUACCAAUAUGGUGAGCUGGAAGAUGGUUGACUUCAGAGCACACCAUGGCUCAAGUUUCCCCGGGGCUGGACAUCUCCUGUGAUUUAGGGUAUAGCUUCUCAGAAACAUCGUGACAGGACAAAGGAAAACGGUUUCAAACUGAAAAAGGGGAGAUUAAACUGGAUAUAAGGAAGAAGUUUUUUACACUAGGGGCAGUGAGGCAGUGGCGCUGGUUGC